AUAUAUAAAUGGAGAGCUAGAGCUAGAGCUAAGUAAGGAUGUGUAGCAGCAAGAACAAAAUAAAAACGAUGGAGUUCAGCGAUGGAGAGAGCAGAAAUUAUCUGCUUGAAGCUCAAGCUCAUAUAUGGAAUCACACAUUCAACUUCAUAAAAUCCAUGUCAUUGAAAUGCGCAGUUGAGCUUCACAUCCCAGAUAUCAUCCACAGCCAUGGCCAACCCAUGACUCUUUCUGAGCUCAUUUCUGCUCUACAAAUCAACCCAUCAAAAUCCCACCACAUCAAUCGCCUUAUGCGUAUUCUUGUCCACUCAGGCUUCUUUUCUUUGCAGAAACUUGGUGAUAAUCGCCAUGAAAAUGGCUACUUGCUUACCAAAACUUCUCUUCUCCUCCUCAAGGACCAUCCUCAAAGUGCUAGACCACACGUGCUCGCAGCUCUUGAUCCUAUUCUUACAGAACCAUCGCACUUCUUGAGUUCUUGGUUCCAAAAUGAUGAUCAUCCAACUCCAUUCAGUAUUGCACAUGGGGAAACAUUCUGGGAUUUUGCCAGUCAUGAAGCUAAGUUUAAUAGUUCCUUUAAUGAAGCCAUGGCUAGUGAUAGCUCACUGGUUAUUGAAGUUUUGGUUAAUGAUAGCAAGUGUAAGGAGGUGUUCAAGGGCUUGAAUUCACUUGUUGAUGUAGGAGGCAGCACAGGAAUUAUGGCCAAGGCCAUUUCUGAAAAAUUCCCAAACAUGAAGUGCACUGUGUUGGAUCUCCCACAUGUGGUUGCUGGCUUGCAAAAUGACAAGAACUUGAAUUUUCUUGCAGGUAACAUGUUUGAUUAUAUUCCUCCAGCAGAUGCAGUCCUGCUAAAGAUGGUAUUUCACAUAAUGGAGGAUGAAGAGUGCCUGAAAUUAUUGAAGAAAUGCAGAGAGGCAGUAAUUGGUAAAGGAGAGAGGCCAGGGAAGGUGAUAAUUAUAGACAUAGUAAUGGGGGAUGAAAAUUGUGUGAAAAAAUCAAGUGAAACAAUAGAGCUUUAUGAUCUGGACAUGAUGGUGCUGGUCUCUGGUAAGGAGAGGAACGAAGAAGAGUGGGCUAAGCUUUUUUUUGAAGCAGGAUUCAGCAGCUAUAAAAUAAAUCCUGUUCUUGGCCUGAGAGCUAUCAUUGAGGUUUAUGCUUGAAUUCAUCUUCUUGUUUUUAUUUUAAUGAAAUUAAUUUUCUUCAA
Messenger RNA from Manihot esculenta (cassava), 1198 nucleotides. Its product is annotated as trans-resveratrol di-O-methyltransferase. Gene Ontology annotation, molecular function: protein dimerization activity; S-adenosylmethionine-dependent methyltransferase activity; O-methyltransferase activity. Bases 39 to 1154 code for a protein of 371 amino acids. Gene Ontology annotation, biological process: methylation. The record is from RefSeq and is a predicted model, not a curated record. The transcript has 2 exons. Lineage: Eukaryota; Viridiplantae; Streptophyta; Magnoliopsida; Malpighiales; Euphorbiaceae.